UUAUAGCCGACCAUAUGGUGUGAAAUAACAAUACGAAGUUAGACGGUCCAACAUUAUCUCAGUCUGGAUCCGAGGCUCCUCCCUCCGUGCGUGCGGGGCUCGAUUUGAUCAAAUCCGUCAACUUGGACCACUUAGACUGAGCCGCACUUUUUUUUUUUACAACACCGCAUUUGAGCAACGCCACAACUUGCGCCGCAGUUCCUCCUCCUCCUCCUCCGUCGACGAGUGUCAGUUCAGUCCCCGAGAAGACAAAAGAGAAGAGUGCGGAACAGGACCUCUUCUCGCAUCCACAGCACACCAAAUCUGCCCGCCAGCAAUGGAGAGGGAGGUCAUAUCUUGUCCGAAGUGGCACCGUGCGCUUUGGUUUCUGCUUUUCAACAUGCUUUUCCUCUCCCACGCCGCUCAAGCUGAGAUAACUUGCAGGUCGUGCCACCUGGGAAAUAAGUGGGGUGCACGGGAAUUACUGCCGAAUUUUAAAUUUCGCGAAGCUGCCACGGAAUUAAGGGGAGAAGUUUUUGGAUACGGAGACGGGCCGGGGAGAUCCGGGGCCGCGAGUGCCGAAAGUCGGAGGCUCCGUUGCGCAGGAGGCUCCGCUGAACGCGGUCCAGAGCGCGCAGGAUGCACGGAGCCGAGGCUGAAAAGGAAUACAGACAGCCGGCUGCACGCAAAGGGCGAAUUUAGUGAGAGCGAGUUUGCGAAGGUAAAAGUUUCUCGCGUCAAAACGAAUGGCCAGCGGAAGACCCGCGACGGCGCAGGUGGACCCUCCGCCACCCGGUACGCAAAGCGCGCCAAAAGGAGCAGUAAUGAUGAUGAAUCCAGACCCGCCGGCUCGGCCCAGAGUCAGGACCCGGGAGUGGGCACGAUCCCGGCGGCCGGGCGCAGAGUGAUGCGCUCUGAAUUGCGCUGGAGCGGAGACGAGAGGAGAGCCGCCGGUCCAAGGCAGGAGGAGCUAAAACUUAACAGUUCAACGUUCGCUUUGACCGGGGAUUCAUCUCACAACCAGGCUAUGGUGCACUGGUCCGGCCAGAACAGCAGUGUGAUUCUGAUGCUGACCAAACUAUUUGACUUCAACCUCAACAGCGUGACUGAAAGUUCAUUAUGGAGGUCAACUGACUACGGAGCAACGUACCAGAAGCUGAAUGACAAAGUAGGAGCAAAGACAAUACUCAGCUAUCUGUAUGUGAGCCCUAACAACAAGAGAAAGAUCAUGCUGCUAACUGAUCCAGAGGUGGAGAGCAGUCUGCUUAUCAGCUCUGAUGAAGGAGCCACCUACCAGAAGUACAGACUGAAUUUCUACAUCCUCAGCUUGCUCUUCCACCCUGAGCAGGAGGACUGGAUUCUGGCCUACAGCCAUGACCAAAAGCUCUACAGCUCGGUGGAGUUUGGGAGGAGAUGGCAAGUCGUGCAUGAAAGAGUGGCUCCCAAUCGUUUCUACUGGUCGAAAAUGGGUUUGGACAAAGAGCCGGGCCUAAUUCACCUGGAAACCAGCAUCUCUGAAGGACAGGCGCUGUAUGUCACCUGCAAGCUGCAGAACUGCACAGAUGCCAACAAGGGCAAACCAUUCCCCGGCUACAUUGACCCCAAUUCUCUGGUGGUGCAAGAUGAGUAUGUUUUUGUCCAGGUGUCAACGGCAGGGAGGCCAAUCUACUAUGUGUCUGCUAAAAGAGAUGUCUUCACACCCAUGAAGCUGCCCAAGUACACUCUGCCUAAGGACUUGCAUGUGAUCAGUACAGAUGAAAACCGCGUGGUUGCAGCUGUGCAGGAGUGGAACCAGAAUGAAACCUACAACCUGUACGUGUCGGACACAUCGGGGGUCUACUACACACUGGCUCUGGAGAACGUGGUCAGCAGUAUGGGCCCAGAGGGCAACGUAAUGGUCGACCUCUAUGAGGUGGCGGGAAUAAAGGGGAUGUUCCUAGCCAACAGGAAAACGGACAACCAAGUGAAGACGUACAUCACCUACAACAGAGGCAGAGACUGGAGGCUACUGCAGGCCCCGGGCAAAGACCUGAGGGCCAACAGUAUCCACUGUGAGCUACCAUACUGUUCGUUACAUCUCCAUCUCCAUGUGUCUGCAAAUCCCUACACAUCUGGAAACAUAGCCAGCAGGGAGUCAGCGCCGGGGAUCAUUGUCGCAUCAGGCUCCAUUGGCUCAGAGCUGACCACCAGCAACGUCAGCGUGUUUAUCACCUCGGAUGCAGGAAACACAUGGCGACAGAUCUUCAAUGAGGAGUACGCAGUGCUGUAUCUCGACCAAGGAGGCGCGUUAGUCGCAAUAAGACACACGCCGCUUCCCAUCCGGCACCUGUGGUUGAGCUUCGAUGAAGGACGACAGUGGAACAAGUACAGUUUCACCAGCUCUCCUCUGUUUGUGGACGGGGUGCUGGGAGAGCCCGGGGAGGAGACGCUCAUCAUGACGAUAUUCGGCCACGUCAGUCAUCGCUCGGAGUGGCAGCUGGUAAAAAUAGACUUCAGGUCCAUCUUCAACAGGAGGUGUACGGAGGCGGAUUAUCAGACGUGGCACCUACACAACCAGGGAGAGCCGUGCCUCAUGGGGGUGAAAAGAAUCUACAGAAAGCUGAAGCCCACAUCCAGGUGUGUUAUGGGAAAGACAUACUCUGUGUCCAUGACGUCGGGCCCCUGUGAAUGCACGGAGGCUGAUUUUGAAUGUGAUUACGGCUAUGAGAGACGGACGAAUGGCAAGUGCACCCCCGCCUUUUGGUUCCAUCCAUCAUCGAUGUCCAGGAGUUGCACCAUGGGGAUGACAUUCCUUAACAGCACUGGCUACAGAAAAGUGGUGUCUAAUAACUGUACAGCUGGAGUCAGCAUGGAGUACACAGCCAGAAGGCAGCAGUGUCCCAUCCAAGCACCCAGAGGUCUCCACCUGGUCACCAGCGAGGGCACGCUGACAGCUACACUGGGAACCAAUGUCACCUUCCUUGUUUUUCUUGAGGAGGGCGACGGGGCGAGGACGAGCAUCACGCUGGACUUUGGCGACGGCCAUGCUGUGACCUACUCCAACGUGAGCUCCAUUGAGGACGGGAUCAAACACAUCUACAAAACCGUGGGGAUCUACCGGGUGACCGCCACCGGGGAGAACAGCCUCGGCUCUGAGACUACCAUGCUCUACCUGCAUGUAACAUGUCAGCUGGAGUAUAUCCAUCUCUCAGCUCCCUUUGUGGCGGUGAGGAAUAAGGAAGUGAACCUGACUGCUGUUCUGUGGCCCAGCCAAGUGGGAACGGUCACCUACAUAUGGUGGAUUGGAAACAACACCGAGCAGCCAGUAAUCACCCUAGAGGGAAGUGUGUCAUGCACGUUCCCCCGGGAAGGCAUCAGUACAGUUACUGUGCAGGUGUCUGUAGGGAAUUCCAUUCUGCAGGACAGGAAAACCAUCGCCGUCCACGAAUAUUUCCGGUCACAUCUGCUUGCCUUUUCAUCCAACCUGGACGACCACAACCCUGAUGUUGCCGAAUGGAGGCUGGAUGUGAGCCGAGUCAUCAGGAACUCUCUGAUCCAGGCCACAGGUGUGAGAGAGGAUCAGCUUCUGGUCACCGUCCUCCCAGGAUUACCCACCGCAGCAGAGUUUUUCCUCCUCCCCGACAAGCAGUUAACUGAGGGGAAACCAGACAAGAGCUCCGUUCAUUUAGAUCAGCUCUCCGAGGUUCUGCUUGGCGCCUUAAAUCAAAACCUUGUCCAGUUCACGUUGCGGCCAGGGGUCCAAGUCACCGUGUAUGCAGCGCACCUGUCAGCAGCACCCCUAGUGGACACAAGCGAAAACCACAGUGGCUCUGCCAUGCUAAUGCUGCUAUCGGUAGUGGUUGUGGGUUUAGCUGUGUUUGUCAUCUACAAAUUCAAGAGGAAGAUCCCAGGCCUCAACGUCUAUGCGCAGAUGCAGAACGAAAAAGAACAAGAAAUGAUGAGUCCAGCUAAUCCAACAGAGGCCCCGUCCAGCUCGCAGCGGGACUUGGUGCAUUCUUUGGAGAUUCUGGACACAGAGUUUAACUCACGGCCCAUCGAGGUGAAAUGGUCCAGUCGAGGGGGGGACGAGAGCUAAACAAAGACAUGAUGUGUAAAACCUCAUGUACAUGUGAAAUUCUCCACAGAACUCCCCACGUACAUCGUCUAAAUUCUUGGACUGGAUUCCCACUCCAGGUGUAUCAUGGAUAUUUUUUACCAUUUGGGACACAAUGGUUUUGAGCUUUAUACCUGUGCAUGUUGGACCCUGCUUACACAUACUGUGCUCUGUUCAAACCAGAAGAAACUGUGUACAGGUUUUAAGUUUUCUUUUAACAUGCUUUAUGUCGGAUAAAUUCAACAUUUUAAGAAUUCUAUUUAUUUAUACAAGUCAGAUGCAUAAUUUAGAGGGAGUGCUCGCAUGAAAUAGAGAAGGGGGAAAAAAGAAAUGAGCAACGCUGUCUUGGUUUCGCUGACAUCUCUGAGAUUGUUUUGCUGUUCUAUAAACCUAACAGCAGUAGAGUAUUAUUUAUUCAUAUGAAUAUACUUUUAUGAAGUAUGUUAUUGAAGUAAAUUACACAUUCAUUUUGUAAAUCA
Acanthopagrus latus (yellowfin seabream) is the source of this 4551-nucleotide messenger RNA. Its product is annotated as VPS10 domain-containing receptor SorCS1. Gene Ontology annotation, cellular component: membrane; Golgi apparatus. Gene Ontology annotation, biological process: post-Golgi vesicle-mediated transport. The transcript is spliced from 28 exons. Lineage: Eukaryota; Metazoa; Chordata; Actinopteri; Spariformes; Sparidae. The record is from RefSeq and is a predicted model, not a curated record. Gene Ontology annotation, molecular function: protein binding. Bases 317 to 4054 code for a protein of 1245 amino acids.